AUGGCUGCUACCGUUGAUUGGCAGUCUCGAGCCAAAGCGAAGCGCGACGCCAUUCUCGCCUCCAUUCCAGCAGAAUGGCACCUCAAGAAGAUUUCCUCUGUGCAAGAACAGAAAGAUAUUACAGGCUCGUACAUCCAGAAGUUCUUAAGCCCGGAAGAAAUCGAGAUCACGGAAACCGACUCUUUUGGUAUCGCGGAGAAGGUGGCCGCUGGCACGUGGACCGCAGUCGCCGUCAUCCAGGCGUUUUGUCACCGGGCUUCGCUGGCCCAUCAAUUAGUCAAUUGCCUUCACGAGACUUUCUUCGAUGCAGCACUGGCAUCGGCAAAGAAGCUCGAUGAAUACUUUGCAGAACACAAGAAGACAAUUGGCCCGCUGCAUGGAGUUCCGGUAUCGCUGAAGGACCAAUUCCAUGUUGAAAACGUCGAAACCACAAUGGGCUACGUAGGAUGGAUUGGGACAUUCGAAGGGGUUGCGGAUGACCCGCGCAAGGGGAAGUAUGAGAGUGAAAUGGUGAGAGAGCUGAGGGCGCUGGGUGCCGUGCUUUACUGCAAGACCAGCGUUCCGCAUACACUCAUGAGCGGGGAGACGGUCAACAACAUCAUCGGCUACACUUGGAACCCCAAAAACCGCUACCUGACAUCUGGGGGCAGUUCUGGGGGCGAGGGCGCCUUGAUCGGAUUGAAAGGAUCCCCAGGCGGGUUUGGCACUGACAUAGGAGGUUCGAUUCGCAUUCCAGCAGCCUUCAAUGGCCUCUAUGGCAUCCGUCCCACAUCCGGCAGGCUGCCGUAUGAAGGCAUGGCAAAUAGUAUGGACGGUCAAAACAGCAUUCUUUCUGUUGUUGGCCCUCUAGCUACCACCGCUCGCUCGGUGAAACUACUUACCAAGGCGAUCCUUUCACAGGAACCGUGGCUCCAUGACCCUCUAGUCAUUGAGCUACCAUGGCGGGAUGCCCAAGAGCAAGCUAUUGUCGACACGGUCAAGUCUACUUCCGCUAGUGGCAGGCUCAGCUUUGGUGUGAUGAAGACAGACGGAAUUGUAACUCCUCAACCACCUGUGGCUCGAGCCAUCGAGACGGUUGCCGCAGCACUCGAAAAAGCCGGGCACAAAGUCAUCGAAUGGAAGCCUCCGUCCCACGAAAGACUCCUCUCCAUCUCGCUAAAGACAUGGCUUUACGACGGUGGAAAGGAUGUGCAUGGGGCGUUUGGCCUCUCCGGUGAGACGAUGGCCGUUCAAGUAAACACCGUGUAUGGAGACAAGGCGAAGGAAGAAUACACGGCAUCCAUGAUCGCCGCAAACAACGUCGCCAAGCGCAAGUUCCAGAAAGAGUACCUCGACUACUGGAACAGCACGGCACAACAAACUGGGACGGGCCGCCCGGUGGACGGAAUCAUCUGCGCGCUGGCGCCGUACCCGGCUGCACGGCCUGAGAAGUAUGGGUAUUACGGGUACAGCGUCUGGGUGAACGGGUUGGACUACCCCAGCGUCGUGGUGCCGGUGACGAACGCAGACAAGACCACGGACCUGUAUCACGAGGGGUUUACACCCUUGAACGAGCAGGAUCAGAAGGUUUUCGACGACUACGAUGCGGAGUUGUACGAUGGGGCGCAUGUCAGUGUCCAGAUUGUGGGGAGGCGAUACACGGAGGAGAAGAUGCUGGCUAUUGCCGAGUAUGUUGGGGGAUUGGUUGGGAAGUAG
Molecule: messenger RNA, 1695 nt
Organism: Exophiala aquamarina CBS 119918
Lineage: Eukaryota; Fungi; Ascomycota; Eurotiomycetes; Chaetothyriales; Herpotrichiellaceae
Exons: 1
Coding region: 1-1695 (564 amino acids)
Source: RefSeq, a predicted model, not a curated record